Messenger RNA from Micropterus salmoides (largemouth bass), 2646 nucleotides. Its product is annotated as protein SAND. Gene Ontology annotation, biological process: protein targeting to vacuole; vesicle-mediated transport. Lineage: Eukaryota; Metazoa; Chordata; Actinopteri; Centrarchiformes; Centrarchidae. The transcript has 6 exons. The coding region runs from base 183 to 1745 and encodes 520 amino acids. The record is from RefSeq and is a predicted model, not a curated record.
UCCCACAAUUCUUACUUCCGCGACGUAGCAGGGCAUGUUAAAGAAGAAGAAGUGGCACUUUUGUCUCGUCCCUGCUUGUCAGCUAGUUGCAGUAAAUGUGACAAGCGAGUCGUGGGGCUCAACGAUCAAAUGCUCACAGCUCCGGAAAUGAAAGGUGUGCCUUUCUGCCAUAAGUAGCAGUGAUGGAGGGAGAAGCCCAAAGGCCUGGUGCCUCAUGGGAGAAUGGUACUCUGGCUCCUGUGGACCGCCUUCGCUGUGAGAGGGCGGACAGCCCUACACCAGGUCUGGUGGAGGGAACUGAACCAGGUGCCGGCCAGAAGAGUGCCAUGUUCGUCCACGCACAGUCUUUCGAGGAUCUGACUGCUGAGGCUGAGGAAGAGGCUGGGAGGGAGGCUGAACUAGACAUAUCAGGAGAGUGUACGGAGGAGCUCAAGGUGAUGGUGGGGGAGAAAACCCUAGAGGAGCAACACAACAACGACAUUUCACCAGAGAGCAGGCCGAAGGAGGAGGACGUGUCCAGCGAGGCGUGGAGGAGCCACAGAAAACACGUGUUUGUGCUGAGCGAGGCUGGAAAGCCAAUCUACACCCGCUACGGCACGGAGGAGGCUCUGUCCAGCACCAUGGGGGUGAUGAUGGCCCUCGUGUCCUUUGUUGAAGCUGAGAAGAACAUCAUCCGCUCCAUCCAUGCAGAUGGCUGUAAAGUGGUUUUCCUCGCCAAGAGCCCUCUGGUCCUGGUGGGCGUGUCUCGUACCUGUCAGUCGGACAAGGAGCUGCUGCGGGAGCUGCAGUACAUCUACUACCAGAUCGUCAGCCUGCUUACCCUCACCCAGCUCAACCACAUCUUCCAGCACAAGCAGAACUACGACCUGCGCCGCCUGCUGGCCGGCUCCGAGUAUCUCAUCGACAACCUUCUGCAUCGGCUGGACCGAGACCCCGGUCUGCUGCUCAGUGCCGUCACAUGCCUGCCUCUGGCCAGCUCCGCCAGGGACGUGGUCUCAUCGAGCCUGCAGGCCGCCAAAGCCAAAAACCUGGUGUUCUCCAUCCUGCUGGCGGGGGACCGCCUGGUUACUUUGGUGAGGAAAAAGGACCAGUUCCUGCACCACAUAGACUUGCACCUGGUCUUCAACCUCGUCGGCUCCUCCUCGUCCUUUAGAGAGGGUGAAGGCUGGACGCCGAUCUGUCUGCCAAAGUUCAACACUGCAGGAUUUUUCCACGCUCACAUUUCUUACCUGGAGCCUGCGUCCGAACUCUGCCUCAUCCUGGUCUCGACCGACCGAGAGGACUUCUUUAAUAUGUCCGACUGCAAGCAGCGAUUUCUGGAGAGGCUGAGCAAGCGCGGUGCCUACCAGGCCCUGAAGGAGGCGCUUAAAUGUCCCACCUACUCUGUGGAGCAGGUCGGCAUCCCGGAGCUCAGGCACUUCCUGUACAAAUCAAAGAGCUCGGGGCUGUACAUCAGUCCAGAGUUUCCUGUAGUGUACCAAUCUGAUGAGGAGCAGGAAAGGCUGAUGGGAUUGUACCAGGACCUUCAUAGCAGCUUGCAUAAUCCAACCAGACCUCUCCGCUCCUUCUACCGCUGUAGUGAAACUGAAAACCUGCUGGCAUGGGUGACAAGUGGCUUUGAGCUCUACAUCUGCUUCAGUCCGCUGGGGACUAAGGCCCUGGCCCUCUCUGCUGUCAACAAACUGCUGAAGUGGAUCAGGAAGGAGGAGGAUCGCCUCUUCAUCCUGAGUCCUCUCACAUACUGAGCCCUCGCUGCCUUGCUGAUGUCCUGAAACAUAAAGCGUCACCCUGGACACCGACGGCCCUGGUGCUAACAGCUGUGGAUGAUGAUGCAGCAGUCAGUCCAGUGUUUACGAAUGAUAGUCAAAGAUAUGCUUUUUCUCUCUCGCUUCUGGAUUCCUAUGAUUUAAUUCACAGAUUUGUGAUGAAUUAGAUUGUAAAUUAAAGCUGUAUUUUUAUCUGGCUACAUUUUUAUAACUUUAAAUUCAGAUAACAACAAUAGAACAAUAGAUGGAAGCAGCAUCAACGUCAUCGAUGACACAGUAACAACAUAAACGGUGGUGUUCGUAUGCUGUUGAAGUUAUUUCAUAAAUAUUUGUUUUGUAUUAUGCCUCUAACAAUAUGAAAAAUGCUAUCUGUUUUUUUUAAAUGCUAUCAGCUCAGUUCUUUAAAAUCAAGAAUGACAUUUGUCAAAAGUCAAAAACUGUAAUUUUCUGAAGACCUGCAGUAAAAUGUAAUCUUUUGUGAUUAAAACAUGCUAUCAAAAUAUGAGUUUACCACAUUCCUGUUGUGUUUUAUCUUUACAUGAUGACCAAUAACUGUAAGAACCACUGACAUUAUACCUCUUUGCACUUUCUUUAUGCAAAAGGAACUUCAAGAGAAAUGUGUUCAGGAGUCUGUAAUAUGCACAUUAAUUAUGAAAAGUAUUGUGUGAAAUGUUAUCUGCUUGUGUCUAAUCAUAAUUUCACGGGACCUUGCUUUGCUUGAGGAAUCCAACAAAGCCGCAUCUGCCUCCACUAAUCAAGCCUUAACUAAUUGUCAUUGUUCAAAUCAAAAUUAUGGUUGUAGCAGUGCACAUUUAUGGCUGAUGCAUAAUUCCAGAGUUGUUAUGUAUAAAUAAAUAAAUAAAUCAUUGGUAAUAAAACA